This is a messenger RNA of Melanotaenia boesemani (Boeseman's rainbowfish), 1815 nucleotides long. It is a transcript of the gene uba3, whose product is annotated as ubiquitin-like modifier activating enzyme 3. Gene Ontology annotation, biological process: protein neddylation. Lineage: Eukaryota; Metazoa; Chordata; Actinopteri; Atheriniformes; Melanotaeniidae. The record is from RefSeq and is a predicted model, not a curated record. Gene Ontology annotation, molecular function: NEDD8 activating enzyme activity. Gene Ontology annotation, cellular component: nucleus; cytoplasm. Bases 70 to 1419 code for a protein of 449 amino acids. The transcript has 17 exons.
AUUCAUAUUGCUAACGUUGUGUAAUUUGUGUUUACGACUGCCAAAUUAGACAUUUGAAGUUACUCAAACAUGGCGGAGAUGGAUGAGCAGAUGGUGGUGGAUGGAGUCAGUGGAUGCUCCUGUGAGUGGGAAGGUCGAUGGAACCACGUCAAAAAGUUUCUGGAAAGAUCAGGGCCAUUCACACAUCCUGACUUUGAGCCCAGCAUAGAGUCCUUGCAGUUUUUGUUAGAAACCUGUAAAAUUCUGGUCAUUGGUGCUGGUGGACUGGGAUGCGAGCUGCUUAAAGACCUGGCUUUAUCAGGCUUUCGAAACAUUGAUGUAAUUGACAUGGACACUAUUGAUGUUUCCAACCUGAAUCGUCAGUUCCUCUUCAGGCCAAAAGAUGUGGGCCAACCAAAGGCAGAAGUUGCAGCAGAUUUUAUCAACAGUCGCAUACUGGGAUGCCAUGUUGUCCCACAUUUUAAGAAAAUUCAGGACUUAGAUGAAUCCUUCUACAGACAAUUCCAUAUAAUUGUCUGUGGACUUGACUCUAUAGUUGCUAGAAGGUGGAUAAAUGGUAUGCUGCUGUCUUUGCUGGUGUAUAAAGAUGGUGUGGUAGAUCAAGGAUCCAUCAUUCCACUAAUUGAUGGUGGGACAGAAGGCUUUAAAGGUAAUGCCAGAGUAAUUUUCCCUGGCAUGUCAGCCUGCAUUGACUGCACCCUUGAGCUUUACCCUCCCCAGAUCAACUUCCCCAUGUGCACAAUAGCAUCAAUGCCCCGUUUGCCAGAGCAUUGCAUCGAGUAUGUACGAAUACUGCAGUGGCCCAGAGAAACUCCAUUUGGAGAUGGUGUAGCCUUGGAUGGAGAUGACCCAGAGCACAUCCAAUGGGUGUACCAGAGAUCUCUGGAGAGGGCUGCAGAGUUUAACAUAACAGGAGUCACAUACAGGCUUGCACAAGGUGUUGUAAAGAGGAUAAUCCCAGCCGUAGCAUCUACAAAUGCUGUCAUUGCUGCUGCUUGCACAACUGAGGUUUUCAAAAUAGCUACAAGUGCCUAUCUACCUCUCAAUAACUACAUGGUAUUCAAUGAUGUUGAUGGCCUGUACAGCUACACGUUUGCAGCAGAACGGAAGGAAAACUGCUCAGCCUGCAGCCAAAUACCUCUGGACCUGCACUUUUCUCCAUCUUCCAAACUCCAGGAGGUGAUGGACUACCUGACUGAGAAUGCCUCUCUGCAAAUGAAAUCACCUGCUAUAACAGCAACCGUGGAGGGAAAAAACAAAACGUUAUAUUUACAGUCAGUUGCUUCAAUUGAACAGAGGACACGGCCAAAUUUGUCCAAAACCUUGAAGGAGCUUGGGCUGACAAAUGGACAAGAAUUGGCUGUAGCUGAUGUCACCACACCCCAGACCGUGUUGUUCAAACUUUCCUUUACCUCAUAGAACAAACUAAAGCACUCCUACACUGUGCUGGAAACUAGAUAAGUUUACAGCGUGUUCAAUCAAAUAGUCAAUUAUAACCAAUUUAACUGGUUUAAAGUACUUAUUGACUAAAAUUGAUGUUUUUGCACUGAAAAGCCAAAUUGUAGUUCAUAUCUAGCCAUGUUUUGUGAUUGUCUGCAAAUGUUAAGCAUUAUUAUGUUGUGUGCAGCACAAUUUACUGCACAUUAUGUGCAAGGAACCAGACAUACAUUUGUCUUUAAAUGUUAUUCUAUACUCGUUCUGAUUUAGUGUAUUUAUUUAUUUCAAUAAGUUUUCUUUUUUGUUGUUGUUUUAGCCACAAAUGCUGUUAACUAUGUUGAGAAUGUGUGAACUGGAAUAAAAUGGUUUCUUUUUGUA